AAAUCAAUAGAGGAAGGAGACAACUAACAGUCCCACAGCAGACUUCCCUCAGCUCAGCUUGAAUAUUAACCACAGCAGCGCUUACAUGUGUGCUGUCAGUGGUCAGUGGUGGCAGGUAGUUCACACCUAUCUUGUGGGAGUCUCCCUUAUAAAAGCUGGCCUGGGGUCAGAGGAGUCAUGAGUUGCUGUAAACAGGGGAGUUUGUUCAUAUUACACAGUCACCAUGAAGAUGUGUUGCGGGGCUUUGGCCGUUGUGCUGCUGUUGCUGUCAGUGGACGCAGCGACGAUAGACAGAGUGGAGUAUGACUACUUCAAAUACCAUCCAAUGGAUGAGAUCACCAAAUGGAUGACUCAGAUCGAGAAGGAUUACAAAGACAUCGCACGUAUAGAGGACUAUGGCCAUACCUACGAGAACAGGACGAUUAGCUUGCUUAAGAUCGGUCUGGAAACUGGGCAACAAAAAAAAGCAAUCUGGAUGGAUUGUGGCAUCCAUGCCAGGGAAUGGAUCGCUCCAGCCUUCUGUCAGUUCUUCGUCAGAGAGAUUCUGCAAGCCUACAAAACAGACCCAAAAAUGAAUGAGAUGAUGAAGAACAUGGACUUUUAUGUGACACCUGUUCUUAACGUGGAUGGCUACAUGUUCUCCUGGCAGAACAACGAAACUCGACUGUGGAGGAAGAACAGAACCCCUGGACCCAGAAACUGCACAUGCUUCGGCACCGACCUCAACCGCAACUUUGACGCUAACUGGGGCACUGUUGGUGUGUCAUAUGACUGUUGUUCAAACACCUACUGUGGGACCAGUCCUGCAUCUGAGCCCGAGGCUCAGGCUGUGACUAAAUUCGUCGGAAGUCGGAAGGAUGACUUUCUGUGUUUCCUCACCAUCCACUCCUACGGCCAGCUGCUCCUGGUUCCCUAUGGUCACCCAAACUUCACAGCCGACAACUACGACGAGCUGAUGGAAGUGGGUUUAGCUGCAGCAGAUGCCAUCAGACAGGUUCAUGGGAAAAACUACACUGUAGGAACCUCGCCUGCCGUGUUGUACUCCAACUCAGGCUCCUCCAGAGACUGGGCUCGCAUGCAGGGGAUUCCCUUGACUUACACUUUUGAGCUCAGGGACAAAGGGAUGUAUGGUUUCGUCCUACCAGAGGAUCAGAUCCAGCCAGCCUGUGAGGAGGCCUACGAAGGAGCCAUGCACAUCAUCACCUACGCCUAUAACAAAACCUUUAAUGGUGCUGUUGCUACUGCUGCUGCAGCCGUGUGGUCCCUGAUAUUAGCAGUGGGUGUCACCAGUGCCACCUUAAUGUGAAGUGGUGUUGAGAUUAUUGGUAAUUACAGUAACUAUGCAGUUUAAGGUAACAAUUAUAUUUUUCUAAGGGUUCAGCAAUUUGUUAACUUUUUUAAUUAAGAACAGACAGCAGUUUCAAUGAAAAAUGCUUCACCUACACCUUUAUGCUUAUCUUCUGCCUAAAUAUGUCCAAAAGCACUACAUGUUUCCUCAGAUUGUUAAUUAUUUAUAGCCAUCACUAAUAGUUAGGCAUAAUUUUAAGAGAUAAAACUAGCCAAAAGCGAACUAAGGGAUAACCUGGAAAUAUGAAGUUAUCCUAGCUAAUUGUGGCCAAAGUAUUCCCAGAAAUAGCUACGAAUAUUUCACCAAUGACUUAAGGACCCAAAAAUGCCUAAGACGUAGCAAAGGUCAUCAAAGGUCAUCAAAAAGAGCUUAGAACAUAAAACAGAAGACCAAAAAAAAUCUAAAGUUAGUCAAAAAUCACUAAACCCUAUAAGAGUAAACAGAAACAAACAGAAACAUAAGCAAAGGUUUGCCUAAAAAUAAUUAUGGGUUAGUCAGAAAUUAAAGUGAAAUACUGUCAUCUUGCAGUUACAUUUCCAAAUACUGUAAAUUGAACCACUGGAGGAGAUUAGCAUGUUGGGGUUAGGGAAGCCUUGGGAGAGACUAACAGGGGUGAAAUUGAGUGAAUCAAACAUUUUAAAUUUGUAGUAUUGUAAUAUUAACAUGUUUAAUGUGUGAUAAAUCUGUCAGGAAAUAGGUUUCGUCAUGAUAUUGCAACUGCAUGCUUCCAAAGACAAGAAACUUUUAAAAGGCACUGUGGACAAUACUUGCUCUGCGGGACUUUUAAGAGAUAAAAACAUUUGGCAUUUUAACCAACAGCUUUCACUUCCAAGAAAAAGGUCUAAGGGUAAAAACAUGGUGCACACGUGGUGUGGGUUAGUUGAGCACAAAUCAAUACUUUGUGUUGUGUUCAUCAUAUGUAACAUUAAAAAGAACAGUUAAACCAUCUGCAUUAAGAA
Molecule: messenger RNA, 2307 nt
Organism: Cynoglossus semilaevis (tongue sole)
Lineage: Eukaryota; Metazoa; Chordata; Actinopteri; Pleuronectiformes; Cynoglossidae
Gene: cpo
Product: carboxypeptidase O
Exons: 9
Coding region: 224-1306 (360 amino acids)
Biological process (GO): proteolysis
Molecular function (GO): metallocarboxypeptidase activity; zinc ion binding
Source: RefSeq, a predicted model, not a curated record